UUACCCAGAGUGCUCGGCGUGUGUGUAGCUGUGAAGAAGAAUGUGUGACAAUGGCAACAAAUACUGCAGAGAAGAAUCCAUAUUUUGACUGUCCUUCAUGGGCAGGAAAGCCUCCAGCGGGGCUGCAUUUGGACGUGGUGAAAGGAGAUAAACUUGUCGAGAAACUGAUCAUCGAUGAGAAGAAGUUUUAUUUAUUCGGGAGGAACCCAGACAUCUGCGACUUCACCAUCGACCAUCAGUCAUGCUCUCGCGUGCAUGCUGCGCUCGUCUACCACAGGCAUCUGAAAAGACUCUUUCUGAUCGAUCUUAACAGCACACAUGGCACAUUUCUUGGACACAUUCGCCUGGAGCCCCACAAGCCCCAGCAGGUUCCCAUUGACUCCACCAUGUCGUUUGGCGCUUCCACGCGUGUUUACACCAUUCGGGAGAAACCUCAGGCUCAACCAGGCACUGGUGUUGGGGACGUUAAAACCGGUGACGACGAGGAGCUGAAGGGACUUCUGGGACUUCCAGAAGAAGAAACCGAACUGGAGAACCUGACUGAGUUCAACACGGCUCAUAACAAGCGCAUCUCCACCCUCACCAUAGAGGAGGGCAACCUGGAUAUCCAGAGGCCCAAGAGGAAGAGAAGGAGCUCCAGAGUGUCCUUCAAUGAAGAGGAUGAGAUCAUAAACCCAGAGGAUGUCGACCCCUCUGUUGGCCGCUUCAGAAACAUGGUCUCAACCGCUGUCGUUCCUAUUAAGAAAAAGAAAGCAGGCGGCAGUAACGCGCUGGGAAUUGAGGAAACGGUAACACGACACAUGCACACGUUCCCAUUGCAAGGCGGCCUGUACAGAGACCUUCCUCCUGCCGGACAUGAAGCUCAGUCUACAGCAGGUCCCGGCGGAGCCACAAUCCUGGGCGGACUGACGUUACCAAUGCCAAACCCAGCCCCGGAUGUAGACCCGACCCAUGAGGCGCUGCCACCACCGCCGCUCGUGCUCAAUCCCACACCGAUGACCGGCCCGUACGCAACUGACGUCCUCAACGAACCCCGCAAGAAGAAGUACGCCAAAGAGGCAUGGCCUGGGAAGAAGCCCACCCCGUCUCUGCUCAUAUAACUCUCUCAUCAACCAUAUCUGGAGCUGGAAGAAUCCCAGACUUUUGGGGUUUGGUGUCUGAAUUCGGUGAAACACAAGGCAAAUUGUCCACAAUUCACUACAAAAAAAGAUUUUCUAACUUGGUUUUCAUCUUGUUUCUAGUCCAAAUAUCUACAAAUUCUAAAUUGAAAGGCAUUUUGGUUGCAAGUUGAAUACGUUUUGUUAUGUUAUACAUGUUAUAAUGUCUAAUUAAGUGAGUUUUUCCUUAAAACAGGCUAAAGAAUCGUUUUUUGGCACAUAAUUUAGCUCGUUUAAAGGAAAGUUCAUAUUAAUUUUGACGUAUUAUUUCUGAGAACAACAGUAUUUUUUAAUUGUCAAAAUGCUUCUUGAUUUAAGAAUUUUUUUAGGUAAUUGGACUAAAAACAAGUCAAAAAACCUAAAUAAGAGAAGCAUUUUUGCAGUGUCGCACAAUUCAGUUUAAUUAAAGGGGUAGUUCACCCAAAAAGACUUGCUUUUAAAUGGUUCUAAACUUUUCUGGGGGUUUUUUUCCCUGUUAAACACAAAACACGAAUCAGAAUGUCUGGUUUUGUGUUCAACAACAUAAAAAAAACAUCUGAAAAGUUAUUGUCUUGUUUCUAGUCUGAAUAUCUAAACAUUCUAAAAUCGAAGGUCAAAAAUGAGUUUUCAGAAAUAUAAUUGAGUUUUUUUUCCUUAAAACAAGCUACAUAAUCUGCCAGUGGGCUCCGUUAAAUCUUGUUCUCGAUUUUCGCCAUUAGAACAUAAGUUAGCUUGUUUUAAAGAAAUUUAUCUUCAUUUUGAUUUAUUAUUUCUGAAAACAAGACCAUUUUUUUAACUUGUUUAAAAAAUGCUUCUUAAUUUGAGACUUUUUAGAUAUUUGGACUAGAAACGAGACCAACUCCUCAGUUUAUUAAGCAAGAAAAGCAGAUUUGCGGUGUCACACAGUUCAGUUUAAAGGGAUAGUUCGCAACAAAAUGAACAUGUUUCUAAACUUUUCUGAUUUAUUACCUGUUGAACACAAAGAUUCAGAAUAACUUGUUUUGUGUUCAGUAGAAGAAACAAAAUCAAAGUUUGUUUUGUGUCUUGUUUCUAUUCCAAAUAUAUAUAAAAAAAAAUUUAAUCGAAGGUAAAAAAGUGAGUUUUUAGAAAUGUGUUAUGAUGAGUUUUUUCUUAAAACAAGUUAAAUAAUCUGCCAGUGGGUUCAGUACAAUAAUCUUUUCAUUUUUCGCCACUAGCAUGUAAGUUAGCUUGUUUAAUGGAAAAUAUAUCUUAAUUUUCAUUUAUUACUUCUGAAAACGACAAUAUUUUUUUUAUUGUCUAGAACAGAGUUUCCCAACCCUGUUCCUGAAGGCACGCCAACAGUACACAUUUUCAUCCUCUCCCUAAUCAAACACACCUGAAACAACUCAUCAGAACAUUAGAUGAGACUCCAAAACCUGAAGUUAAUGGGUCAGAUGAGGGAGACAUCCAAAAUAUGAACUGUUGGUGUGCCUCCAGGAACAAGGUUGGGAAACACUGGUCUAGAAAAUGCUUCUUAAUUAGAGACUUUUUAAAUGUUUGGACUAGAAACAACACAAACUCCUCAUAGUUUAUCAAGUGAACUUCUGUUGAACACAAAACAAGAUAUUCUGAAGUUUGUGUCUCGUUUCUAGUCCAAAUAUCUAAAAAUUCUUUAAUCGAAGGUAAAAAAUGGAGGUUUCAGAAAUGUGUUAUGAUUGAGUUUUUCCUUAAAACAAGUUAAAUAAUCUGCCAGUGGGCUCAGUACAAUAAUCUUUUCAUUUUCACCACUAGCAUGCAAGUUAGCUUGUUUUAGGGAAAACGCAUCGUAAUUUUUGAUGUAUUAUUUCUGAAAACAAGACCGUAUUUUUAACUUGUCUAGAAAAUGCUUCUUGAUGUAAGACUUUAUAGAUAUUUGGACUAGAAACGACACAAACUCUUUAUAGUUUAUCAAGUAAGAAAGGUUUUAUGAUUUGAACACAAAACAAGAAAUUCUGAAGUUUUUGUCUCGUUUCUUAGUCCGAAUAUCAAAAAUGUCUUUAAUCGAAGGUAAAAGAGUUUUCAGAAAUAUGUUAUGAUUGAGUUUUUCUUUAAAACAAGCUAAGUAAUCUGCCAGUGGGCUCAGUACGAUAAUCUUGUUCUCCUUUUUUACCAUUAGCAUGUUUUAAGGAAAUUGUAUCUUAAUUUUAAUGGAAUAUCAAAACAAUAUUUUUUACUUGUCUAUAAAAUCUUUAGGUAUUUGGACUAGAAACAAGUCAAAAACCUAAAUAAGAAAAGCAGUUUUGCAGUGUCGCACAAUUCAGUAUAAAUAAAGGGGUAGUUCUCCCAAAAAUGUCAAUUCUCAUGCUCAAAUUGUUGUAAACAUUUCUUUUUUUUCUUGUGUUGAACACAAAACAAGAUAUUCUGAAUAAUGGUAGAAAAAAGUAGUUGAAGAUGCUAUGGAAGUCAAUGGCUGCUUUUUAUUCAAGCAUUCUUCAGUAGUGUUCAACAGAAGAAAGAAACACCCAAACAGGAUUGAUGAAAUAAGCAGAGAACGAGUAAAUGAUGACAGAAUUUUCAUUUCUGGAUGAACUUUAAAAAGGUGUUGCUUUUUAUCGCACACUGUACAAUAUAGCAGUGUUUCCCAACCCUGUUCCUGAAGGCACUCCAACAGUGCAUAACUUAGACGUCUCCCUUAUCUGACCCAUCAUCUUCAGGUUUUGGAGGCUUCUAAUAUUCUUCUGAGCUGAUUCCGGAUGUUUGAUAAGGGAGAGGUUAAAAAUGUGUAUUGUUGGUGUGCCUUUAGGAACAGAGUUGGGAAACACUGCUCUAAAUUGACCUGACUGACUUCUGACUUGACCGUUGAAUUUCAACUAUGGAGUUACAUUAACCCUUUGAUGCAUAUAUGGGUCUAAAGCAGUGUUUCCCAACCCUGUUCCUGAAGGCACACCAACAGUACAUAUUUUGGGUGUCUUCCUUAUCUGAUCCAUUAACUUCAGGUUUUGAAAUCUCUUCUAAUGUUCUGCUGAGUUGAUUCAGGUGUGUUUGAUUAGGAAAAGGUUGAAGUGUGUACUGUUGGUGUGCCUUCAGGAACAGGGUUGGGAAACACUGCAUUACAGUGUGUAAUAAUUUGAUCUGGUCCUUCAAUCUAAAUCUAAAUGUGUGGACGUUGUGCCUUUUAGACCUGUUGUGUUUCACAGGAAAGCUGCAGCAACGUAAGAAUAACUAAAUGACUUUAUUAAUGGUUGAUCUGUUUAUUUUAUACUUUGCUGGCUUGGAGAUGUUGAGAACAUGACGAAAGUACAACGAUGGCAUGAAUUUUAAAAUGUGUACCGUUUAGCCUGAGAUUAAAGGGGCUACACUUUUUAUACUAUACUUUCUCUCUUUUUAGAUGACCGUUUAUGUAAAAUGUUUACAAGACUGCCAAUGAUCGGAUAUUCACAAACACAUCUUACAGUUCCAACCACUAAUUUAAAGCUGUUUUACCUUCAGACGUACAUUAGUAUCAUUUAAAGAGAUCGUUCACCCCGCAGAAAGUCAAUAUACUCAUGCAGAACCUUUGUUGAACACAAAAUAAGAUAUUCUGAAGAAUGUCAGCCAUUGAUUUAUUUAUGUAAGAACAAAAAAGUCAAUUUUUCCACAACGUUCGUCAAAAUAAGUCCUCAACAGAAGAGACUCUUUUGAACGUGGCCGAAUUUUCCUUUUCUGGGUGAACCGUCCCUUUGAAGCAAGAUGGGUUGUUUACAAUCCUGUACUGGACAUCAAAUCUAGUGAAAUUCUACAUUACUGUAAGACUUUGUGUUUGUAUUCCUCUUUCAGCCGUCACACCGGUUUCAUAUUUUCAUUUCCAUCACUAAUAUGCACACACAGUGAUUUUCAGGCAUUUCAGAAGAACUCUGUGUAUGGAAAUGCAGUUCGUCAGGUGUCUUAUUAUAGACUGUAUUCACUGAGGAGAGGAGAGGGGAAGACGUGUUUUGUACUCUUGUGUGCUUUUUUUGGUACAUUUGUGUUUUUGUACAUGACACAAUAAAAGCCAGUGUAUUUUUA
Danio aesculapii is the source of this 5120-nucleotide messenger RNA. RefSeq names its product protein phosphatase 1, regulatory subunit 8b (gene ppp1r8b). The record is from RefSeq and is a predicted model, not a curated record. Gene Ontology annotation, molecular function: protein serine/threonine phosphatase inhibitor activity; protein binding; mRNA binding. Bases 51 to 1100 code for a protein of 349 amino acids. The transcript has 7 exons. Lineage: Eukaryota; Metazoa; Chordata; Actinopteri; Cypriniformes; Danionidae. Gene Ontology annotation, cellular component: nuclear speck.